UCGUACAUUUUCCGAGGAGACCCUGAAGACAUCAUACUGUAGCGUGGCGAGGGCGGACCGUGUGACGUAGAGCUGAGGCUCUGGCUGUUUAUUGUUCCUGCCCCAUCACCGACAGAGAAAAACAGGCUAACAAGCUGUCAGCUACCUUUUUCACACGGUUCACUGUUGGUUUAACGAAGGUGUAACGGUCGAGACAGCUGACUGCACAAACCAGGGGCCAUGGCGUACGCGUACCUCUUCAAAUACAUCAUCAUCGGAGACACGGGUGUGGGGAAGUCAUGUCUAUUACUACAGUUCACAGACAAGAGGUUUCAGCCAGUUCACGAUCUCACUAUCGGUGUGGAGUUCGGAGCAAGGAUGAUCACUAUAGAUGGCAAACAGAUCAAACUGCAGAUCUGGGAUACGGCUGGUCAGGAGUCGUUCCGGUCCAUCACCAGGUCUUACUACAGAGGAGCAGCAGGAGCUCUGCUAGUCUAUGACAUCACAAGAAGGGACACCUUUAAUCACUUGACGACCUGGUUAGAGGACGCUCGCCAACAUUCCAACUCCAAUAUGGUCAUCAUGCUCAUUGGCAACAAGAGUGACCUAGAGUCGAGGAGAGAGGUGAAGAAAGAGGAAGGUGAAGCAUUUGCCAGAGAACAUGGCCUCAUAUUCAUGGAGACUUCAGCCAAGACUGCCUCUAAUGUAGAGGAGGCUUUCAUCAACACAGCCAAGGAGAUCUAUGAGAAGAUCCAGGAGGGAGUGUUUGAUAUCAACAAUGAGGCUAAUGGUAUUAAGAUUGGACCCCAGCAUCCUACCACCAACUCCACACUGUCCGGUAGCCAGGGAGGCCAACAGGCUGGAGGGGGCUGCUGCUGAAGCCCCAAAACACACCACCUCCUCCUCCAACCCCAACCCUUCCUCCUCCUCCUCCUCCUCCUCCUCGCCCUCUCCGACUCUCCCUUGCGUUUCUACAGAACUGUCCAGGCUCACUAACAGUUUGUUAACCUUUCUCUCGCUACCGCUCCAUUCUUUUCAUCCAUCCAUCCAUCCCUCUGUGUCCUUUUCUCUCUCUGUCUAUCAGCCAUGGCUUUCCUCAGCCCCUUGAUCAUACCCGAGGGCCUAGGGGCUGUGUCCCCAUAAAUCAACCUGACUUCCUACAGUCUUACAAGGACAGUCAGUCUCACCUGCAGGGUUAGCCACCAAUUUUUUUUUUUUUUUUUUUUUGUUAGAUAAAUGGAUUUUUAUCUUUUUAUUAAAAUAAAAACAAAAGACAUGCUGGAAUGUGAAGAAUUCUGUUCCAGCAGUUUAAUUUACACACUCCUCCUAAUUCAUGAGGUUGUUGUUGGGAUAUGACUUUAUCUCAGAAUCAUAAAAUAAAGGUAUAUGUUCAGUAACAACAUGGUUAGAGAUUAAACACACUCUUAACAACUGACUGUAUGGAAUAAACCAUGAAACUUU
Sander lucioperca (pikeperch) is the source of this 1440-nucleotide messenger RNA. RefSeq names its product RAB2A, member RAS oncogene family (gene rab2a). The record is from RefSeq and is a predicted model, not a curated record. Gene Ontology annotation, cellular component: Golgi apparatus. Gene Ontology annotation, molecular function: GTP binding; GTPase activity. The coding region runs from base 220 to 858 and encodes 212 amino acids. The transcript is spliced from 8 exons. Lineage: Eukaryota; Metazoa; Chordata; Actinopteri; Perciformes; Percidae.